AUGCUCCGCUACGAAUACUCUGUCGAAGUUGAUAAGUCGGCCCUAGAGGGUACGGGCUUUUGCAUUACAUUCCCUAUCCGCGUUCACCGGGAAGAUGGCUUGGCAAGGGCUGUCAGCGCCCAGUUCCUCCAAGACUAUAGCGCCGCCACGGAGCAGAAGUCUCUUGACUUGAGUUUGGGGGCAAGUUGUCCCCUUGGACAUUUCGCAUCCCUCGUUAUACCCGAGUGUUGUCCCAAAAGGCUUCCUUACGCAGCUAAGAUGUUUGAAUACAUGCACUUCGAAGACGAUCGGCUUGAAGCACCAAAGUCAGCCACAGAGAGGCAAAAUGUAUCCGAGUAUAUUGCCUUCGGAAUGCCAAGCAGUUUCGGUCAGAUAUGGGGAAAGAUUUGGGGAUCGUGUUCCAAAUAUCGGCGGCUUCAGAUAUCUCUGCUCGUGGAAGGGAUCUGGCAGUGUGGAGCUGGCAUCCUAUCGAUGGUAGCCCAUUUCAGAGAUGUUUGUGGUGAGAACGCGCAGGAUAAUAAGCUCACCACGUUCGACGAAUAUUUGGAACACCGAGUAACUGUUGGUGGUUGGAUAGCUCUCCUGGAAUUUGUACGCCACGUGAUGGGGAUUACACUAGUGGCUCGUGAGAAAGCGGCGGUGCGUGAUGUUAUACACCCGCUGCAUAUUUUCAUGGCGCUCUCAAACGACUAUUUCAGCUACAAGAAAGAGAAGUUCCUGCAUGAACGACAAGAGCGGCCAGGGAUUGUCUAUAAUGCGGUUGCCAUUGUGGCCGAACAAGAUUCACUCACUGAAGAGCAGGCACUCAAAUUGAUACGAGACAAGAUUAUUCAGGCUGAGUUGACCCACCACGAGGAACUGGAAAGCUUGAAGCAGAAUGGGCCAUGGUCACAGGAUAUGGUCAGGUAUAUAGAAGCUUGUCGUUUGGCCGCGGGUGGGCUAUUUCUUAUGACUGCGACAACGCCUCGGAUGGUCGUAGACGCCCACGAUGCCCGGUAA
Aspergillus caelatus is the source of this 999-nucleotide messenger RNA. RefSeq names its product terpene synthase family protein. The record is from RefSeq and is a predicted model, not a curated record. Bases 1 to 999 code for a protein of 332 amino acids. Lineage: Eukaryota; Fungi; Ascomycota; Eurotiomycetes; Eurotiales; Aspergillaceae. The transcript is spliced from 4 exons.